CCGUAACGUUGACGGAGAAAAUGUUUAAAAGUAAUCCAUGACGGUGACGGUAAAAUUCACAGUAAAUUUCCAGAAGUAGGAAGCGUUCUGCUCUGGAGGAUGACUUUGCACUCUAUUCCACAUUACAUGGAGAAUGCGCCGACAAUUAGGUAGUACGCGCAUAAAUUUACAGAGAAGCCGUCAAAACUUGACUCAGUACCUCAAAAUGUGAAAAAGAUUAGAAAGGAAAAAACCAAUCGGCGCAAAUACAGUUGUGCCUCUGCGAUUUUCCCCUAUUAGAAACCCUCUUUUGCCUGCAUCUGAUUUUAGCAGAAAAUGUCCCAAAUAUGCCCGCAAUCGGAAGAUUUACCCGUGCAAGUUGUUGUGGACCAACAAUUUUGCUGUGCAACGGCCACUGCAUUGACGGUGUGGAACAAAUCUCUGCUAUUUUCAGGUGAGGGUUUCACCGUCUUUGAUUCCAAUGGAGAUCUCCUCUUCAGAGUGGAUACCUAUGCUUUCGCUAACAAUAACCUUGUUCUCAUGGACGCUCAGGGCAAGCCGCUUCUCACAUUGUGCCGUAAGCUUCCUAGUCUUCACCAGAGAUGGGAAGGUUUUCUUGGAGAUAAGUUGGACGGCCAGAAACCCCUCUUUACUGUGAGAAAGUCGUCGAUUUUACCGUCGAAAGAGUGCGUCCAAGUAUUCAUGAAUUGCGGCUUCUUUUGGAAACCCUGCGCGGAUUAUGAAAUCGAAGGUUCUUUCUCACAGCGCUCCUGUACUAUUUUCACAAGCGCCCCUCGCAUGGCUGCCGCAGAGGUGAAACGGAAGUGCGGCAGCGGGGGAUAUCUGCUGGGUACAGAUGUUUUCAGCCUCUGUAUUGAGCCCGGAUUUGAUCAGGCUUUCAUAAUGGGUUUGAUUAUCGUGCUGGAGCAGAUCUUCCCUGGUGAAUGUGAGCUUCCUCUUGUGAAAAUGGUGGUGGAUGAGAUGAGUGCAUCACACAAAGACCAGGAGAUAACCGCGCCACCUUCUUCCGGGUAGACCAGUGAAUUUCACAUUUGCCCUAGUCCUGUACCUGUGCAGAACCUGACAAUUUCCGGGUUGUGGACUUUUUCCUGUAACAGUGUCUCCGAUGUCACCUUCAUUUCAUUCACUUCGAUAUUCUUUGAUGUAAUUUUUUUGGUCACAAUGGAUGAUGUACCAACUUAAUUUUAGAUUUUAAUUUUCUUUCAAGAAUAUUGAAAGAGAUUAUUUUAAUUUCUAAGGAAUUUAUUUUUUCAAUUUCAGAGAGAA
Messenger RNA from Cryptomeria japonica (Japanese cedar), 1266 nucleotides. RefSeq names its product protein LURP-one-related 5. The transcript is spliced from 3 exons. Bases 316 to 1014 code for a protein of 232 amino acids. The record is from RefSeq and is a predicted model, not a curated record. Lineage: Eukaryota; Viridiplantae; Streptophyta; Pinopsida; Cupressales; Cupressaceae.